AUCCCGUACACUCCCAAACUUUGGCAACAAGUCUCACGACGACACGUCCCGGCGCGCGCACCCCAUCACCAUGGCGACCGAGGACCUGCUGCAGCCGGGGCACGUGGUCAAGGAGAGGUGGAAGGUGGUUAAGAAGAUAGGCGGAGGUGGUUUCGGUGAAAUCUACGAGGGUCUGGACCUGGUUACCCAGGAGCAGGUGGCCCUGAAGGUGGAGUCAGCUCGACAGCCCAAACAGGUGCUGAAGAUGGAAGUGGCAGUCUUGAAGAAAUUGCAAGGUAAAGAGCACGUAUGCCGGUUUAUCGGCUGUGGAAGAAACGCCCGGUUCAAUUACGUGGUGAUGCAGCUUCAGGGUCGGAACCUUGCAGAACUGAGACGGGCCCAGCCCCGGGGAGCGUUCUCCCUCUCCACCACACUCAGGCUCGGUCUUCAGAUAUUAAAAGCAAUCGAUUCAAUACACUCUGUGGGAUUUCUACACAGAGAUAUCAAACCUAGUAAUUUCAGCAUUGGUCGUCACCCAUCUAACUGUCGCAAGGUCUACAUGCUGGAUUUCGGCCUGGCCAGACAGUAUACGACUAGCAACGGGCAAGUUAGACCGCCUCGUGCCGCUGCUGGUUUCAGAGGCACAGUCCGUUAUGCGUCUAUCAACGCCCAUAAAAACAAGGAGAUGGGUCGCCACGAUGACUUGUGGUCGCUGUUCUAUAUGCUCGUGGAGUUUGUCAACGGUCAGCUGCCUUGGAGGAAGAUUAAGGAUAAGGAACAGGUGGGGCUGAUGAAGGAGAAGUACGACCACCGGCUGCUGCUGAAGCACCUGCCGUCCGAGCUGCGGCAGUUCCUGGAGCACGUGCAGGCGCUGGAGUACGCGGACGCGCCGGACUACGGGCUGCUGGCCGCGCUGCUGGAGCGCUGCUGCAAGCGGCGCGGCGUGCGCGACCACGACCCCUACGACUGGGAGAAGGAGUACGCGGACGCGCCGGACUACGGGCUGCUGGCCGCGCUGCUGGAGCGCUGCUGCAAGCGGCGCGGCGUGCGCGACCACGACCCCUACGACUGGGAGAAGGAGUACGCGGACGCGCCGGACUACGGGCUGCUGGCCGCGCUGCUGGAGCGCUGCUGCAAGCGGCGCGGCGUGCGCGACCACGACCCCUACGACUGGGAGAAGGAGUACGCGGACGCGCCGGACUACGGGCUGCUGGCCGCGCUGCUGGAGCGCUGCUGCAAGCGGCGCGGCGUGCGCGACCACGACCCCUACGACUGGGAGAAGGAGUACGCGGACGCGCCGGACUACGGGCUGCUGGCCGCGCUGCUGGAGCGCUGCUGCAAGCGGCGCGGCGUGCGCGACCACGACCCCUACGACUGGGAGAAGGAGUACGCGGACGCGCCGGACUACGGGCUGCUGGCCGCGCUGCUGGAGCGCUGCUGCAAGCGGCGCGGCGUGCGCGACCACGACCCCUACGACUGGGAGAAGGAGUACGCGGACGCGCCGGACUACGGGCUGCUGGCCGCGCUGCUGGAGCGCUGCUGCAAGCGGCGCGGCGUGCGCGACCACGACCCCUACGACUGGGAGAAGGAGUACGCGGACGCGCCGGACUACGGGCUGCUGGCCGCGCUGCUGGAGCGCUGCUGCAAGCGGCGCGGCGUGCGCGACCACGACCCCUACGACUGGGAGAAGGAGAGUGUUCCCGCAAGUCGGACACGUGCCGUGCUCGCGACGGGAACCGAACACCAACCCUCUCCCGAUCACCAACCUGAUAGAACGCGUCGGCGGCUCGAAACCGAAGCGACCACAGCGGUGGCAACGGACACACAGACAAACUUACAGAAAGAGAAGGCGGCCGAGAAGCGCCAACCCGCCUCGCCGAGACACGGGCCCCUCCACGUCAACGGAUAUUCAAAUACGGAUAAACCGACGCCGGAGAAGGAGGCCGAGGUCAGGACAACGCCAGCGCCAUCUCCCGACCGACACGCUAAGGAAACAAGUAAUUCAGCAGUGACUGGAACGCCUGCAAGCAGGCCGGAGAGGCAGAGUGUCCCUCCUUGUAAACCUCGAGCUCCUCAACCGGGCGGGCCCACGCUGCUGCGCCUGCGCGUGGUCACGGCGCCGCCCACCUGCGUGCAGGAGCUGGCCACGCCCCCCACCCACACCGGUGAUGCGAGCAGUCCUCGUAUUGGUGCCGACGUGGACAGCGUCCACUCUGACACACAUUUCAAGAGAGGAGCUCGGCGCACUGCUCGUGCUCGUGCCGAUCAGAGUUACACUCAGUUUGCGGUUAUGGACGAUGAAAAUGUAUCCGCCUUACAACAGGUGACAAAAGGCGGUGCUCUAACUUUAGUCUCGCUGUGGAAGUCACAGUUCGAUGACUCUGAGGAGACGACGGACAACGAGUGGAAACAGGAGCAAUUACAGUCGCCCGAACACCGCAACGCUCGAGUGACGUCAGCGGUGUCAAGUUGCUCGAACGCGCCGCGCACACAGCUGCCUCUCACACAGACACAACACACACACACGCAACAGACACAACCAACACAACAAACACAACCGACACAAGCGCAGAAUACUCAGAGUCCGAGAGUGUCGCCGUUGGUCAACGUGCCUAAUGAGUCAGAAAAACCGGAGAAGAGUGAAAAACCGGAAGUAGCUGAGAAGCCACCGGCUACUAAAAGUAUAAAGUGUUGUCUACAUAGUGCCGGGAUAGACGCUUUCCCGCGACUCCAGCCAGCUUUGCCCCGAAGUUGGACCUUGCCUGCGAUAGGUAGUCGGGUGCGUUCGCUGAGACCUCCACUACUACAGCAGGCGUCGUUCGAUGACGGAGCGGGGGGAGCGCUGCGGUACCGACUCGACGUCAUGCGGGGGGUCGCGGCGAGGGACCCCCCCGAGCAGCCCGAGCCCUCUGACCCCCCUGCUCCACAGACACGGCCCCGAGCCGGGAGCUUACCUAGUCUAUCCCGAUCGUCCAGUGUUUCCCAACCCGUGGCGAAGCCUCCCCCCGAGGCGACGGUGUCCAGUCGCCUGGAGAUCCGCGUGCGACCCCCCGACAGCGCCUCGCCCAUGCACUCCGUUAAGAUUCAUUCCGUGGUCAGCGGUGGUGAGGUGAGGUUGAACCAUGAAGAAGCGUCCGUGUACUACGAUGCCACUGAACACCAGAGAGACAAACGGUCUUCUACUAGAAGCGGGGAGAAGAGUCAGAGUCCGGCUGUGGAAAGAACGCGGUUAGACGCCAUACCUGAUAGGUAAUUUACAUCCGUCAUCAGGCGGGAGAAUCCAGGCGGAGACGGGUCACAGAGCUUAAGAGAUCGGUCUUCCGGCAGCGGGUCUCGCAUCCCGGUCGCGAGUGCGACACGAAGCGAGCUGAGUGCUGGUGACCACCGCCUGGCCAAGUGUGCCUCCUGGAGCGGAGAUGCGCCCGACCCCCCCCACGCGGACCUCACUCCCGCGUUGAGAAGACGGAGACAAAAUGCAAACGACAAGUACGCAUUGGACCCCGCGCGGGAACUGAAUCUACGAUUCGCAAGGCCACGGCACCGACAGCAGCCACCACACAAUAGCGCUACAACCCGUUGCCGCAGCGCCGCCCCGGUAACAUCGGGGGCGUCAUCGUCGUCGUCGGGAUCGCCGCCCCCCGCCCCGCCCAGCGCUCCGCCCUCGGCCCCGCCCACCGCGCCGCCCCCCGCCCACAACGCGGCCCGGGCCCGUCGCUUCAGGCCCGCAGCGAGAGAUGACGAUGUGCCCCCUCCGGUGUAUGGGGCUGUUGGUGAGAUACUUUUUAAUAAUUUAAACUCGGUUAGAAAAAAUUCUUAAAUAUAGUUAUUUCAUAUGUUACGUCAGAA
Melitaea cinxia (Glanville fritillary) is the source of this 3825-nucleotide messenger RNA. It is a transcript of the gene Asator, whose product is annotated as tau-tubulin kinase homolog Asator. Gene Ontology annotation, biological process: peptidyl-serine phosphorylation; signal transduction. Gene Ontology annotation, molecular function: ATP binding; protein serine/threonine kinase activity. Gene Ontology annotation, cellular component: nucleus; cytoplasm. The record is from RefSeq and is a predicted model, not a curated record. The transcript is spliced from 32 exons. Lineage: Eukaryota; Metazoa; Arthropoda; Insecta; Lepidoptera; Nymphalidae.